Messenger RNA from Symbiodinium pilosum, 427 nucleotides. NCBI's taxonomy places the organism in Eukaryota, Dinophyceae, Suessiales, Symbiodiniaceae. The record is from the annotation of a GenBank genome assembly.
GGAGUUCGGUCCUCAAGCGUGCAUGAUCAUGGUGGACGCUCGCUCUUUCCGAGACGAGGAGCUCUUUUUCGAGAGUUUUGCCUACAACUUGACCAUGGUCCAGGAAUUUAUUAAGAGGAGCUACACUGAGGAUCGAACCAUGUUGGGAAGGAGCCAACUCGGCCAGCUCAAAAGAGACCUGCUGGCCUGCAAUAGGGCAGGCAUCACUUGGAAGUUCCUAGUGGUCAGCAUUCCCAUGCAAGCCAUGGGAUUUCCUGCCGCACAAGACCGGUGGUACGGCUACGCUGCCGAGCGAAAUUCCCUACUGAAGUUUAUACAGGACGAAGGGAUUCAGAAUGUGGUCUUCCUUUCCGCGGAUAUCCACGCCACCUUCAUCAGUGACGUUGCAUGGCAGCCUCUGGGAUUCAUCCCGUCCGACCCACCUGAG